This is a messenger RNA of Bolinopsis microptera, 9130 nucleotides long. RefSeq names its product laminin-like protein epi-1. Gene Ontology annotation, biological process: tissue development; animal organ morphogenesis. The record is from RefSeq and is a predicted model, not a curated record. Lineage: Eukaryota; Metazoa; Ctenophora; Tentaculata; Lobata; Bolinopsidae. The coding region runs from base 28 to 8775 and encodes 2915 amino acids. The transcript has 64 exons.
UUUUAGCUAUGAAUCUAUAGAUGAGAAAUGUGGUCUCUUCUAUUUCUUCUGGCUUUCCUAAGCACUGGUGCCACUUAUGAUUGUGACUGUGAACUGUCUGGGACUAUAGGUGCCCUCUCCACAUGUAACACUGUAAAUAGAGGAUCUCCUUCAUGCAACUGCAGACCAAGCGUCAUAGCACAAACAAAUUGUGAUGCGUGUUAUCCACAGUUCUACAAUCUAUCAUCCAUAAAUGUUUAUGGAUGUCAACGGUGUUCUUGUGACUUAGGAGGAUCUUUGUCACCAGUGUGUGACUACAUGACUGGACAGUGUCGCUGUAGGGAGGGAAUCACUGGCAGGGACUGUGACCGACCCAAUACUGGAACCUACGUUCCCGCUCUCUAUCAUAUCAAGUCUAACUUGGUCAUUGAGGAUUCUAUCAGCGGUCUAAAUAAAAUUGCGUUGUUCCAGCUAGAGUCAGAGGAGGGACCAGCAGAAAUAAAUGGAGUGAUUGAACCUCAUAACAUUGCUGAUGUACCACCCAGAUUUGAACUUCUUUUCAAUGAAUAUCCAGUUCCCAUUUCUUUCGAGGAAAUAGAGGGUGUUAGUCAGAACAUGGCAAGGAGAAGAAAAGCAAAGAAUAUGGGGAAGAAACGUAAACUCAGGUCUGUCCCUGAAAUGGAGCCAAUAAUAAAGGAAAUGUCUCAUCACGUGAUGAAGCGUCAGACACAGGACCAAGUAAUGUUUGCAACAGAGAUUGAGUUUGCUCAUCCCGGAAUAUAUUUCCUUGUGCUAAACUACACAGCUACAGAGAACUCCAGUGUUUCUGUCUUUGUCGGGGAUAUCGCAGUGCCGACCAUGUUGCCAGAGUGUGAGAGGUGCCUCAUUAUGCUUGCAGGCAGUCUCGGUGUUAAGGGUAUCGAUGUGUCACGUUCAGGGAAACAGCUAAUCAAGGUCUCGACCCCUUCAUCUGUCCAAAUACACUACACAAUAGCUCUCCCAAAAGAGUACUACUUCACCUCCUCUCUGAAGCAGGAUGUCUCUCCUCGUUGCUUCCCCGGUCCUUUCACUCAACUGUGUAACAGAUACAGAUACCCGAUAGAGGCCUCGUUCCACUUGGUCGAAGAGGCUGAAGCCUGGUUGAACCCUGUUUUCCAGCCCGCUUACACCAAGCUUGUGGGAGUGAACCUGUUCGGUAGACUCAACAACGUGGAUAGCAAUGGUAACGGAAAAGCUACCAACAAGAUGCGAGUUGACCUGCAGCUUCAGCCGGGGGUUUACUACUAUCUUAUUGUAAAGUAUUACAAACCUAACCAUUACAUCAACUAUGACGACUCUUUUACUGGUGCCCUCACGCUAGGAGACGAAACAGGAGAGAUAGAGUUUAUCCCAUGUCCAUGGGAGGAGGGAUGCAGAGCUGUAGCUACCAAUAAGAACAAGAAACUAAAGCUUUUCUACAGUGUUGUUGAUCCCACUGCUACUCUUACUUUGAAGUUGGAGGAAGAUUCUAUGGUCUUUAUCGAUUCCAUCAUGCUGAUCCGAGAGGAGGACUGGAACCUGGACCUGGUACAAGCUCAGUUCUACUGUAUCCAGGGGCCUGACAACGAGUGCCUCAAGUCUGACUUCAUUGAUCUCCGAGAUUACGUGAUGUACGAAAGUGAGAGUGCUAUUGAUGCUGUGAAGAUUGAACUUCAAGAAACUUUCUAUCAUGGCACUGGUGUCAUGCUCCUCGACCAAAGCUCGCCAUCCCUGUCCGUGAUAAUCCUGGAGAACACGAUAACACGUACGGAACCUGAACAGUACGUGGUUAUUGUCCACUACUUCAAGUACACUUCCGAUGUUGCACGUGGAUUUGUAAAUAUUCAGGAUGAGAACAAUAGUGGAGGAGACGUGUUGUACAAGUUCUGUCCCAGUGCUAGCGGGUGUAGAGUGGCUGCCACCAUCUCAGGGAGGAUUGAAAGCGGAGUGGUGUCACACAACCCUUCCUGGACUGGGUAUUGGACACCACUUCCUGUGUCGGGAGGCAACACUAUCAUUAUUGUUACUCUGUCUCUAACUCACGCUGAAAGCGUAUUUGUGGACUACCUGUCGCUGGUGCCACUAAAGGACUUUACAGCUGACAUGCUGCACCCACUACCACUAGAUCACGGCCCUCUCUUCACUCAGUACUGCGCUUAUCAUUACCUCUACAUGAAUCCAGAGCCGCAGUUGGAAGCAUACUGCAAGAAGAUAUCAUUCUCCAUGACAACCAUGUACAAUAACGGAACUCUUGAGUGUGACUGUUCUGGAGCUGGCUCCCUCUCGGACACAUGUGACCAGAUAACCGGACAGUGCCAGUGUAAACCCGGAUUUGCAGGCAGAAUCUGUGACCAGUGUGCUGCCUCGCACUACGGAUAUCCCGCCUGUACCAGUUGUGAUUGUGACCCAGAGAAUUCGUACAGUGACACUUGCGACCAGGAGACGGGUCAGUGUGAAUGUGAACACAACUUCAAGGGUCUGACUUGUACGGAGUGCGCAGAUAGUUACUAUGGUUACCUGAAUGACAGGCUGACGUGUGAUAUUCCCUGCGAGUGUGAUGUACAAGGAUCUACCCAACUUGGCUGCCACCACGAAACUGGACUGUGCAGUUGUAACGAAAGAGCAACAGGAGAUAAGUGUGACUCGUGCCCACCUGGUCACUACAGGUUCCCAGCCUGUUACUCUUGUGACUGCAGUGACACAGGCUCCCUCGGCUCUGAGUGUGAUGUUACUGGUACCUGUGACUGCAAGGAAGGGUACUCUGGAGCGAGGUGCGAAGAGUGUGCUGAAACCCAUCACUACAACGGUACAGACUGUGUUCCUUGUCAUUGUUCUGGAGUCGAUGCUAUCUGUUCUGAAGUCAAGUUCUACCCUCACCAGGAACUGGAAGAUUUCACUCAUGGAGUCUCUGAUUACAGUCUGGUGGACUCCACUGGUGCUCAGUCUCCAGCUGGGAGACUAACCACUAUCCAGUAUGAAGGUGACUCCCACGUCCUCAUGGUGGAUCUAACCCAUGGUGAUGAGUACACCUACCUCGUGCUACCCAGCCGGUUUGUUGGAGACAAGAGAUCUAGUGAGAAUCAGUUGUUUAGUUACGAUGUGGAUCUGACUGUGGGUGGGAAUGCGGAGAUCGUUUCGGAGACAUUCUUCAAGGGACAAAACAAUAUGACUAUAAGUUACAGAUACGCAGUGAACCACACCUCUAACAAGCCUAAAAGAGUGAAAGUGGAAGUUCCCCUGAACCUGGACAUUCCUCUACACUCCACCUCCCAGUGGCGAUUAGAGGGAGAAGACACUCAACCCUCCAACGAAGAGAUUCAGAACAUACUGAGGAAUCUAACUGAGAUUAGGAUUAACACCAAGAUGUUCGAUAGACAACUCGUCGCGAUGAUAGAUAACAUAGAGCUUGGCUACCUCUCCGCCACCCCAACCUCAGCAGAGCCCCACUACUACCCCGUAUGUGAGUGUGGAAGAGGUUACACGGGUGAACAGUGUGAACAGUGUGCUACUGGCUUCUCUCGCUCACCUGAGACAGGGUUAUGUGAUAGACCGUGUCAGUGUAAUGGGAAUAGUGAGCUUUGUGAUGAGCAGGGCAUAUGUUUGGACUGUGAAAAUAACAGUACUGGAGACCAGUGCGAAGUGUGUGUGGCUGGCUACUACUACAGCUCGGUUACUGAACAGUGUGAACCUUGUGCUUGCUCUGGAAAUGGACAAACCUCUAGCUCUCAGUCCUGUGAGGAGGUUGAAGGUGAGAAAGUCUGUUCGAUCUGUGAGGUGGGGUACACUGGAAUAUCCUGCGAACAGUGUGAUAACGGUUACCAUGGUGACCCUGAAUCUAAUACUGGGUGUACACAAUGCCCUUGCAAUGAUAAUCUCAAUCUAACACAGUCAGACGCUUGUGAUUCCGAUACCGGCAGGUGUAACAUUUGCAAAGACUCUACUGACGGUCGGUUUUGUGAAGAAUGCGCGGAUAAUUACUAUGGUGAUGCAAGAAAUAAUGGAACGUGCACGCCGUGCGAGUGUUUUAUGGAGGGUUCAUUAUCAGAGCAGUGUGAUCAGAGUGGGAGUUGUAGGUGCAAAGGAGGGAUCGGGGGAGACAAGUGUGAUCAAUGUAACGCGGGAAGAUACGUAUCUCGAGGGAAAUGUAGACCAUGUGGUUGUUUUGUGCUGAGCAGCACGUCCCAAGAGUGUGAUACGAGGACAGGACAGUGUGAUUGUGUGACUGGGUACGGAGGUAGAACGUGUGAGGAGUGUGAUGUUGGUUACUACGAACGCUUCGGAAAUUGCUUGGAAUGUGGAUGCUCGGAGACAGGCUCAGAAGGACCAGCCUGCGAUGAAGAUGGAAUGUGCACGUGCAAAGAUGGUUACUAUGGUGACAAGUGUAUGGAAUGUUCAGAGGCACACGUGGUUAACGAGGACGGCUCUUGUAGCGUGUGUGGAGAUUGUCCGUUAAAGCUGCUAGAAAGAUUAAUCGAUGUGAACAACACACUGGAUGCAGGCAAAACAAGUGCCCUGAUGUCGGACUUUGCCCAAAAAAUGGACAGUAUAAAGGACAGGGCAAAAGACGUCGAGGACGCAAUACCUGUUCCCGAAAACUUGGAAGAUCUGCUUGCAGAGCUAGACGCAGCCCAGAAGGCUGAAAAAGAUAAUGAAAAAAGAGCAGACGCGCUGACUCCUCGAAGUCAAGAAGCGUACGCUGAUGCUGGUGAUACGAAGAGAGCCACACGUGAUGUUCCUGAUGAGAUGGGAGCUUUGGAGGAUGAACUCAAGGAUCUGAUAGACAACUUGGACAACUUCAACGUCAGCCCGGACGUGGUAGAUAGCGGGCAAGCAAUCGCUGAAGCGGAGGAGGCGAUACAGGAGAUAGAAAAAUGGGAUCCAGAACCGAAACAUAAAGAGGCUGAGAAUGCUAAGGAUAAGGCUAAAACGAUCAAUGAUGAAGUCACCGUUGCGGUUCCGGCUAACCUGACAAUACCUACUCUGGAUCCUCUACCUGAAAGAGUAGAAUUUAUCGAAGAUGAAAUUGAGGACGUUGUCUUAGACUUGGCUAAUCAAACUCAAGCUGUGGAUUUGAUCGAACUGAAAGUCGGGGGAAUUGAGAUGCUGGAGAAAGCUGCAAAGGAUAUCGAGGACGACGUGGAAGAGUUAAUAGCAAACUCGACCGCUGAAGUUCCUGUCAUAGAGGAAAAUAACAACGCUACAGAGCAAGGACUGGAUGAGAUUGAGAUGCUUGAUUUGGUACCACUUCAGGAACUAGUCGAAGGCCAACAAGAAGCUCUAACAGAGUUAACACCGCUUGUGAAACCGAAAGAAUUCAACUGUUCCGGUCUCCAGGAUAUCAGGAAUGUUUCCUCUGACGACCCUGGGCCUGCACUUGUCAAAGAGAUGGUUCAAACUGAGAAAGAUUUGGAGGAGCUAAGGAGGAGAGUUGCCGCUGCAGAAGAAGCUGCUGCAAAUGCAACCGAAAAGGUUGAUGAAUUUGGAUCAGGAGUGCAGGAUAAAGAGCUCGCACUUAGUGACCUGGAUAUCAGGAAGGCAGAUGUUGAACCAAAGUUAAACGAUAUAAUAUCGGGGGAGCCGGUACAACGUGAUGCAAUAGGUGAUCUAGACGCAGCAAACGAGGCGGACAAAGAGAGGCUUCAAGGUGUUAUCUUCCCUCAGAUACCAGGUUGGGAUGUUGAGGAACCUCCCGAGCCCAAUACGGACAUGGUCAACCCUGACCCUCUGCAAACCAGAAUAGACGACAUUGAGAAACCACCGGAGCUGUAUGGAGUGAGCGAUGAGCUCCCAGGACUUAUAAACGAUACGGAAACAGCUGACGGUCAGAAGAGGAUUGUAAUAGAGAAGAGUAGAGAAAUAGACUACAAGUUAAGAUCCCUGUGGGAUAAGAUAGAGAAAGCGAAGCGCAGUGUUGAAACCAUCCUCAUUCCCAUGCGCUUUACCGGUGAGGAGUCCUACGCUAGAUACAGCGCCACUUUGGAACGCACUGCGUAUCUGUCUGUUAAAGCUACUAUUAAACCUGAAGAGGACGAUGCCAGUGGUGGGAUUGUGUAUAUUGGACCUCCUGAUAAUAACGCUAGACGCAAGCGACAGGCUAUUGGGGCUGAUUACAUAGAGAUGGGACUAUUUAAUGGAAACGUUGUGUGUAACAUGAAUAUAGAUAACAGUGAAACAUACUUAAUUCAAGAUAACUUGAUCGUCCCUAAAGAUUCUUGGACCAAAGUUCAUCUACAAAGGAUCGGAGGGUACAUACAACUGUCAGUGAACGAUACGAUCAUCUCGAAUGAGGAACCAUCCACAACGUCUUCCUUCAACGCAGUAAAUAUUGAAGUUGGAAAAUCAAACCAGGGAUCUUUGAAAGGAAGCAUAACUGAUGUGAUGAUCAACGGAGAGAGGAUCUCUCAGUGGCUGACAGAAGAUAAAAUGGGUGUUAAUAAGAGUGUUUGGGCUGACCGAAUGAUAUCGGACGAUAAAGAUAUCUACUAUUUCAACGGAGACAACUCGUAUCUAGCGUUCCAAACUAUGCGUGGACAGAACCCAUAUCUUAGAACCACCUCUCUAAACGUCAAAACCGCAUCUGAGGAAGGUCUCAUCAUGUUCUAUGCUGAGGGCUCCGAAUAUGAAGGAAAUCAGGAAGUGUUUGCGAUGGAUCUGUUUGAGGGUAGCAUGAGAUUACAUUAUACCAACGCUGAUGGUGGUUUAGAUUCUGUCGCAGUUACCCCUGACGGCGAUGAUAACUUUGCUGAUAUGUUAUCGAGGGAACUGUCCGCUUACGUACAGAGAAGAAAUCCGGGUACCGGCUUCGCUCAGAUGCAGGUUAAAUCUCCGCAGGGUACUUCGAGGGAAAAGGUGGAGGCUUCUUUGAAGUUUGAGAGACAUCGCUCGCCUUCCAAGACGUACUUUGGGAUGGUUCCAAACAAAGUCAUGAGCCGAUUCCCAAGCGUAUUUGAGGAAGGUGGUAUCACCCAAGUUCCCUUCACGGGGUGCAUGAGCCCCAAGAGAAUCAACAACGUGGUCCUGAGACAGAGCAACGUGGCCACGGCUAGGAACGUUAAGAACGGCUGCCCUGACAAGAUGGUAAGAAGUCUGAGUUUGAAGAACGAGGGAGCAGUUAAACUAUCCCACGCCGCAAUGGGCCCCAUAUCCUUCGUCAUGGCAACAGUUGCCAGGUCUGGGAAUAUCCUCUACAUAGGAAACAGCGAGAGCGAUUAUCUGUUAGUAUCGGUUGAGGAGGGAAAACUUGCCAUAAAGCUGGUUCUAAGCGGUACACCCUUCAUCCUGAAAAGCAACGCUAUGAUCGAUACCGGCUCAAAACGAUUUAUAAGGAUUCUCAUAUCUACUGACAGUGUAUCUCUGUUUGUGGACGAUACCAAAGAAGCCGGUUCGAUAUUAGGAGAAUCCCAGGUGUUCGAGGUGGAUUCCGGUAAGGCAUUGUAUUUGGGUCUCUUGCCUGCGGAGCUGGGUAUACGGGGAUAUGGCUACACUGGCUGUAUCAGCGACCUCGUUAUCAAGGACAAGAUCUUCAAUUUCGCCUACGAUGCUGUUGCGAAGACGAAUGUUAUAUUUGAUCGGUGCCGAACAAUAAAAAGCCUGGCAGCAGACGGACCCACGGACAUGCCCGUCACAGCCGGAGCCUCUACCAUGACCCCUGAGUUCGAGAUAGCCAACCUGGAGUCGUUGAAGUGCGUCAGUUACCAGACUAACACAGCUCCUGAUAGUUUCCUGGUAUCUUCAGAGGGUGGCGUCAUGAACUUCCUCAAGAUUGACAACAUCAGGAGCAACUCUAUCUACAUCAGGUUCGUGCUGGAAUUCUCCGUGUCAACAGUUUCCAGCUCUGGUGUCCUGUUCUUCGCCCGCAGUGCUAACGGAAAGGAAAUCAUUCUCAAGUUCAACGACGAAAAGGUAACUCUGUCUAUCACUAUGGGAGGUAAACCUAUGGAGUUGACAUGGGAGGGCAGCAUCAACGAUGGGGUUCCACAUAGGGUUAAAUUUUCCAGAAUAGCUUACAACGUUGAGUUGAUAGUGGACAAAUCUAAGGACAGCGGCGUGAUGGAACGGUCAGGCAGGACCUCGCACGGGUUUGCUCUGGUGAGUGAAGACGAGCUAGACUCGUGCAGUAACGGUAUCUGCAUCGGAGGAGCACCUCCCUCAGUAAACCAGGACGAGAGUCUCGGGUUCAACAUGGAGUUUGUGGGAUGUAUCAGUGGUAUUAUGCUAGACAGGACUACCUACGACAGUUCCACCAUCACGACUGUGGGGAAUGUACCGCAGUGUACGGAGGGAGGGGCCAUGUCCUCAGCUCACUUCUUUAACGGCGACUCUUCCCUCAUUCCUGAUGUGGAUAUAUCUACUGAUACGAUGCUGUUGCUGACCUUCAAAUCAAGUCGCCAAACUGGCACCCUGAUGACACUGCUGGACUCACAGGAUAGCGUGGUACUCCAAAUCUCUCUUGACAACUACAGGAUGCUGAUAAGUGCUGGUGGUGGGGAGCCGGAGGAACUGUUCCCGGUGGAGGGUGCUACUUCGUUCUACUUCUGUGAUGGAGCCCCACAUCACCUUACUGUGAUGCUUAACUCGGGCUCUGCUUCUGUGACGGUGGAUGACAAUGAAAGUGAAGUAACGGUGAAGUUGACAAGCGAUCCAGUCUCUCUUCGACUUGGAGAUCAAUUCCUGGGAUGUUUAGAAGAUCCUAUCCUAAACGGGAUCCCAGUCUCCCUCACGAACCCUCGAGUAAAUUCCGGGGUGCGACUCGAGUCUUGCCCCAAUGUUACAUUCUAGGAUGAUCACGAAAGGCGUACAAUGAAUACGGACAAUGAAUACGAACAAUGAAUAUGGACAACAAAUAUGGACAACGAAUAUGAACAAUAGAAAUUGCAAUCUAUAGGUUAAGUUUUAACGGAAAAGAAACGUUAUUACUGUAGUGAAAGUUUAAUUUUUUGUGAGUUUGUAAAUCUUUUCAACAGACUAUGUAUCGUUGUUGACUGUACACAAGCAUUUGUACUUAGUGGAUGUUUUUUACUUUUAGGUUUAACAUUAUGUCUACUUUUGUUUACACAAUUUCAGGACAUAUUUGUUUUUGAGAUAAUUAUUUUUAUACCCGGAAUGAACAUACUAAUUUAUUGAUUUUUAUGCA